This is a messenger RNA of Schizophyllum commune H4-8, 3467 nucleotides long. RefSeq lists its product as uncharacterized. NCBI's taxonomy places the organism in Eukaryota, Fungi, Basidiomycota, Agaricomycetes, Agaricales, Schizophyllaceae. Gene Ontology annotation, cellular component: nucleus. The record is from RefSeq and is a predicted model, not a curated record. The transcript is spliced from 5 exons. Gene Ontology annotation, molecular function: ATP hydrolysis activity; DNA binding. The coding region runs from base 49 to 3045 and encodes 998 amino acids.
CGAGCCCGCUCAUCCUCGUCUUCCCGGGACGUGUCGCUCGUCUGCCUCAUGCCGCCCAAGAAGAAGUCGACCUCGAAAGGGUCCCUGAAAAACUCAACCUCUCAGCAACGCACAUUGUUUGAUCACUUUCAGAAGAAGGGAAAACCAGAUGCAGAUGCAAAGGAAAACGGAUCGGCCCAAGGCAGUCAAGAGCUGAAGCCUGAGGCGCCGCCCUCUUCGCCACCCCAGAUCGUUGAGCCUGAGCCCGUGGAUGCAUCGGCUGAAGUCGCCACCACUUCUUCACCUGCCGCAUCAUCUCCAUGGACGAAUCCCCCACCCUCAUCCGGCCCUCCAAGCUCACCUUUACCCAUCGAGAUCGAGGUUGAAAAUGAGAAAGACACGUCGGCUGCUGCUGUCCCUCCAACUACGCCGCGGAAAGUCCUGAAGCCUCAGGUUCCAUCCACGCCUGUCAUUGGCACCUCGAGGGAUGUGCCAAUUGUGAUCGCGUCUCCUCCUGGUCCCUCUAAGCCAGCGCACCCCUUCUUCAAGCCGCGCGUCGCGCCGCCGAGUCCAUCUAAGGCAGCGCGAGCCAAGGUCGACGAGCUACCACCUGCAUAUCCAGACAGCAGCAGCCAACAUGUCCGAGGUCCGCAACUGAUGCACCCUAUGCCCCGCGCAGCCUUCUACCCUCCUCGACAGCGUACUUCACGAGACCACGGCGAGCACCCUGCGGACCUAUCCUUCCUCAAGGUAGAACAGGACAACAGUCCUUCAGCUACUGGUGGUUCCGAUGACCCUGAAGAAGUCGAUGCCUCAGAGCGCGAGUCAUAUCUGGCAACGAUCCCGGAGGAACAUCGCGGGCGCACAGCCAUAUCCCUUCUGCUCCAAGACAGCGCAGACGGUAGCGAGAAAGCUCACUCCACUUGGGCUCAGCAAUGCAUGCCUCAAACGGCGGAAGCCGUGCUAGGGAACGAGCGCAACGCCACAUAUCUGCGCGACUGGCUCAAGAAGCUACAACUGGACGUUAGCAAUCUCGCGUCAUCCAGCGACGCCGGCUCAGACACCCCGAAGCCAAAGCCCAAACCGAAGGCCCCCAAGCGUCCCAUAGGCGCAUCUAAACGACGUACGCGGAAGCGACUGCGUCUGGAUAGUGAUGACGACAAUUUCAUUGUCGAGACUGGCGACGACUACGCGGAGGAGGACGAGGAGGAAGAAUGGGGGCCGGUUGGUGGCGAUGAGGACGAGUACGUCCCAACGCGUUUACAACGCAAAGACGACGGCGCUGUCGCGCCUUCGCCAGCGACACCGGCCAUACCACCCUCAGUCUCUGCACCUGCGGCACCGUUAGCCUAUGCUAAUCAGAAUGUCGCCCCUCCCAAUCCAUACAUGUGGAUGCCGCCGCAAACGGGCGCGUACUACCCCAACUUCAUGCAAUUCGCGCCGAUGUACGCCCAGUAUAUGCCGUACCCGCAAGCUCAAGUGUAUCCGACUCCCGCCUAUAGCGUCUACCCACAGUCCGUUGCCCCAAAUCCCUACCCGUACUAUAACUGGCCGCCACCCGCUGCUGUUUAUUCUCCCGUCCCACCGCCAGCCGCACCUGCUUCCGCGCCGCCUCCGGCUCUGCCUACCCCUACACCCCCAACCCAACCUGUUCGUAACGCCAUAUUGCUCGCAGGCCCCUCCGGGAGCGGGAAGACAGCGGCGGUCUACGCGUGCGCGGCCGAGCUUGGCUUCGAAGUCUUCGAAGUCUACCCCGGCAUCGGGCGUCGCAACGGCGCCUCGGUCGACCAUCUCGUUGGCAAUGUUGGUCGCAACCACAUGGUACGGCAGGCGAGGGCGGAGGCGUCGGGUGGCACCAAGGCCAAGAACGCUUUUGCGGCACUGAUGAAGCGGAAGGCGGCCGACGAGGAGCCGCCUGCGGACGCUGCCUCGCCGGCUGCCGAUACUGCCUCGCCACCGCCUGCUUCCAAAGAGAAUGGCGCGACAUUCCGGCAGUCGCUCAUCCUUCUGGAAGAGGUCGACAUCCUGUUCAAGGAGGACACGAAUUUCUGGCCCUCCCUCGUCACGUUCAUAAAGUCGAGCCGGCGCCCAGUGGUGUUAACGUGCAACGACCUAUCGAUCGUGCCUUUGUGGGCCUACGACAUUCCCCUGCAACAUGUCCUACAUUUCUCGCGCUGCCCAGCCCCACUAGCGACUUCUCUCUUGCAGUCUCUGUGCUACAAACACGCGCGCCUGGUGCCGCGUGAAGACAUCGCGCGCUUCUGCGACUCCCGGUGCGACGCCGAGGACACGCGAGCGGCUUCUGGCUGUGAUCUGCGGCAUGCGAUCAACGCGCUGCAGCUGCAUUGCACGACGCGUGCGGGAGGAAUUCAGAGGGAGGAAGAAGAGGAGCUGUAUGUGUUGAAUUGGGAGGAUUCGGAGGAAUCUGGUGGGGGAGACCCGAUCGUUGCGGCGGCGGCUCGCUCGGUGCAUAGGCGGCGGCAGGCGGUGCACUCUGAAUUGCUGUCAUUCAUGGAUGCGCAUGCGUGCAUUCGCAGCUUGGGACAGAUUGACCCCUGGGCUCGUAGCGCGCCUGCCGACGACGAUGAGCUGGGGCACCAGGUGCUCUUCGACCUGCCGUCGUACCCCGACGUCGACGUCGCCUUCCGCGACCGCGUCGGCGAGCUCGCCGCCACGGCGGCACGUUUGUCUGCACGCGCCGCACGUGGGCCAGGCGCGGAUGUGCCGCCGUCAUCGCCGCCCCGUGCGCCCGCAUGUUACGGUGCGCGUGCGCUGUUCCGCGCUCGCGUGGAGAACGCGGAGCGCGUCGCUCGGCUGCGUGGCAACCCCGUGCUCGCUAGUGCCGGCGGGGGAGCGGCACUGUUCCUUGAUUACCUGCCAUAUGUGCGCCAUAUGGCUGCCACGGACGACGCGCUGGAGAGGCUUGCGAUGAGCGGCGCUGGCGCUGGCGCAGGCGUCGCGCGCGGGCGGACGACGAGGAACAGCCAGCGCGCGCAAUAUGUUCGGACGGUGGAUCUGACGGAGGGGCAACGGGAAGCGCUGGCAGCUACUGCGCUCGUGGGAUAGAAGUGCUGGGACGGGCUAUCAGGAUUCAUCGGGAGGAGGGAUGGGAGCGGGCUGCAGUCAGUCGGUCCAGCAUGAGGCUUCGAAGUAGCGUUGCGGAUGAUACCCUAGGAAACUUACCAACACCCAUUGUUACCGGUUCGAAACCGGUUCCGUACUGGUAUCAUACCGGACCCCCUUCAAGUGCUGAGCGGGGUCGGUACCAUACCAUACGCAAUAUGUGGCGUCGACGCUCAGUGCGACGCUGAGGCGGCUAGCAGGCUUCGUUGGGCGGUGGAGGACUUUCCGUGACGUGAGCUUUCAGUUUGGCGCCCUCCCUUGUAGGUAGCUGCGAUGUGAAUGGUUGUCCUGCAGUUUGUGAUCAUUUGGUGGUCACUUCGAGCCCCGGCGUGUGUCCCUGAUUUGCUUGAUGAAACCGCCUGCGC